Molecule: messenger RNA, 2435 nt
Organism: Hyposmocoma kahamanoa
Lineage: Eukaryota; Metazoa; Arthropoda; Insecta; Lepidoptera; Cosmopterigidae
Gene: GlyRS
Product: glycine--tRNA ligase
Exons: 1
Coding region: 62-2266 (734 amino acids)
Biological process (GO): mitochondrial glycyl-tRNA aminoacylation
Cellular component (GO): cytoplasm; mitochondrion
Molecular function (GO): ATP binding; glycine-tRNA ligase activity
Source: RefSeq, a predicted model, not a curated record
ACGCGACAGAGAAGUUAAUUACCGGCUAAUAGAUGUGAGUGCAAUACGGUCGUUCAGUUAAAUGAGAAACUUUGUCAGUUUAGUGUAUAAAUGUAGUGUACUUAGUAAACAUCUGCCAUUUGCGUGUACCCAGUUGAGGCUAACGCACAAUCUCCAAAUCCAGCAGUGGGGGAGCAAUAAGACUCAUCGUAAAAUUAAAAUACCUAACCCUCUUCGAGAUAUAAUUAUGGCUGAUCCUAAAAUUGAAGAAAUUCUGGCGCCACUACGUGCUGCCGUAAAAGAACAAGGUGAUUUAGUAAGAAAGCUGAAAGAAGAAAAAGCGCCUGAAAUUGAUGUUAAAAAGGCUGUUGCUGAGUUAAAGACACGUAAAAAAGUAUUGGAAGACAAAGAGUUGAGCUUGACACCUGCUGAAGAAUUGUUUGAUCGCGCGAAAAUGGAGGAUCUUAUCAAGAGAAGGUUCUUCUACGAUCAAUCUUUCGCUAUUUACGGCGGCAUCACCGGCCAAUUCGACUUUGGGCCCAUGGGCUGCGCGCUCAAAAGCAAUAUGAUUCAGUUGUGGAGAAAGUACUUCAUCCUUCAGGAGCAAAUGCUUGAAGUAGACUGCUCUAUCCUAACUCCAGAGCCAGUUCUGAAGGCUUCAGGGCAUGUGGAGAGAUUUGCAGACCUCAUGACUAAAGAUCUCAAAACUGGAGAGUGCUUUCGGUUAGACCAUCUCAUCAAAGCUCAUUUGGAAAAGAUUAAGAGUGAAAAGAACACCAAGGCAGAGUUGAAAGCUGAAAUUGAAGAUAUUCUUGUGAAGCUUGAUGGGAUGACAGCUGAUGAGAUGGCUGCUCUUAUGCAAAGAUUUAAUAUGAAGUCCCCCAUCAGUGGGAAUGAACUCACUCCACCUAUAGAGUUCAACCUUAUGUUCAACACACAGAUUGGGCCUACUGGGCUGGUCAAAGGUUUCUUAAGACCAGAAACAGCUCAGGGUAUCUUUGUCAACUUCAAGAGAUUGCUGGAAUUCAACCAAGGAAGGCUACCAUUUGCAGCUGCUCAGAUUGGAAAUUCCUUUAGGAAUGAGAUCUCCCCUAGAUCAGGGUUGCUAAGAGUAAGAGAAUUUACUAUGUGUGAGAUUGAACACUUUUGUGAUUCUAAAGAUCAUCCUAAGUUUGAUUCUGUGAAGGACACUGCAAUGUUGCUGUACUCUGCCAAUAAUCAGGAGCAAGGCAAAUCUGCUGAAAUUGUUACCAUAGGUGAUGCAGUCUCAAAAGGAAUUGUAAACAAUGAAACCUUGGGCUACUUUAUGGCUAGAAUUUAUUUGUACCUUUUAGCUGUUGGUAUAGACGCUAAGAAACUAAGAUUCAGGCAACAUAUGGGCAAUGAGAUGGCCCACUAUGCCUGUGAUUGCUGGGAUGCCGAGUGUCUUACCAGCUAUGGCUGGGUAGAGUGUGUUGGAUGUGCUGACAGGUCUGCAUAUGACUUGACUCAGCACACUAAAGCAACUGGCAUCAGGCUUGCUGCUGAGAAGAAACUCUCAGCUCCUAAACAACUAGAGGCUGUUGAAGCUGUAGCCAACAAAGCAGCCAUUGGCAAAGCAUUCAAAAAGGAUGCUAAAGUUAUCAAUGAUGCUCUAGCAGCCAUGGAUACUUCUGCCCUGGAGCAGUUGCAGAAUAAAUUGGAGAAUGAUGGUGAAUUCCUUCUUAACACUGAUAAUGGAGAGUUCAAAUUAACACCAGAUCUUGUUAGUGUGAAGAAAAGCCAGAAAACAAUCCAUGUUGAAGAAAUUAUCCCCAGUGUUAUUGAACCAUCCUUUGGUAUUGGUAGAAUUUUAUAUUCUGUGUUGGAGCACAACUUCAAAAUGAGAGAAGGUGAUGAACAGAGAACAUACUUCUCCUUACCAGCUUCAGUAGCACCAACAAAAUGUGCUGUGUUGCCUCUUAGUGGCAAUGCUGAGUUCCAACCAUUUGUGAGACAACUCAAUGAGGAGCUAACAAAUGUAGAUGUUUCUCACAAAGUAGAUGAUUCUUCUGGUUCUAUUGGGCGCCGAUACGCCAGGACUGAUGAAUUGGGUGUCCCAUAUGCCAUUACCGUCGACUUUGAUACAAUAAAAGAGCCACAUUCAGUAACAUUGCGAGAAAGAGAUAGUAUGGGACAAGUGAGACUGCCACUGAAUGAAGUUCCUGUAGUUGUAAGAGAUUUAUCUGACAGUAAGAUAUUGUGGUCUAAUGUAGAAGCAAAAUACCCAAAGUUUGAGCAACAGGAGAGCAAAAGUGUGGCGGCUUAAUGACGCAAACAGUUUAUUUACUCAGCUGAUUUAUGUUGCUGUUUUUCAGCCUCUCAUUGUGAAACUAUUUAUUUAUAUUGUAAGCUUCAAUGUAAUGAACAGGUUUAAACCAGUUCUCAUGCAAUCGUUUUGUACUUUUAAAAUUAUCAUUUCAAUAUAAAUUAUCUAA